Molecule: messenger RNA, 1130 nt
Organism: Hypoxylon fragiforme
Lineage: Eukaryota; Fungi; Ascomycota; Sordariomycetes; Xylariales; Hypoxylaceae
Product: peptidase
Exons: 5
Coding region: 266-991 (241 amino acids)
Biological process (GO): proteolysis
Source: RefSeq, a predicted model, not a curated record
AGCACCACAGCACCCAAGCACCACAGCACCCAAGCACCACAGCACCCAAGCACCACAGCAUCCAAGCACCACGGUAUCAUUACCUAGUAUCAAUAGAUCGGGAUGACUUGCAAUAUCAAAAUCUCAACGUAGCAUUCACAAGGGGCACGAUGCAGCACUAGGUAGCGUUUAAGCUGACAGUUUGAGCAUAACUAUAUAGUCAGGCACUUUGUCAACCCCGUUCUCAAACUAGCCCGCCAAAAGGUCUUGGUCAGCAAUAGUCUCGAUGGGUUCACUUGACCCGUCCAAGGACCGCGAGCUGACCGUCUUGGUCACCGGCUUUGCCCCAUUCAAAGCCGAAUAUCCCGUGAACCCGGCUUGGGCGAUCACGGAAUCCUUACCGGAUUACCUGCCAUCUGAGAGGACCAAGGAUCCCGACCGUGGAAGGGCAUCAACCUUACCCGCAGUCCGUAUAUUAAAGCAUGGCCCCGUCCGUGUAAAUUACGAGGUUGUGCGGGAUCUGGUGCCCAAGCUGUGGGAUAGUGCCGAACAGAAGGUCGACUGCGUCAUUCACAUAGGCAUGGUUGGGCCGCAACAGGUCUAUUCCAUCGAAAGGCGUGGUCAUCGUGACGGAUAUGACAAAAAGGAUGUUGACGGCCAGCUUCUUGGGGACGAACAGAGGCGGGAGCAGGAAGGGGAUCAGUGGAUAUGGCACGAUGUCCCGGAGGAACUCCUAACAGAUCUAGAUAUUGAAAACAUUUACAAGCGAUGGGUUGAGCGCACGCCGGAUACCCUCAGAUUGCGGUUAUCUGAGGAUGCUGGACAUUACCUGUGCGACUUCAUGUACUUCUCUAGCCUGGCGCAUUUAUAUAAGCAGCAGAGAGCCAAGAGAGUGCUAUUCUUCCAUGUUCCCUUGCAUGCAGACGAAGAAUCUGUGAGUCGGGGAAAAGAGUUGGUGUUGGAAUUAAUAAGGUCGAUAUGCGAGGCUGGGCUUAGAAAGGGGGUUAUGUGAAUGAUGGGAAGCAACUUGAACUGCUUCGAGAGAAGAUUGAAAUUGCCAUGUGGUGAUGAUUUUAAGAGUAUGUAGAUAAUAAUCAUUAUGUACAUAUAUGGUAUAAUCACUUGAAAGAUAUGACUUGAUGUAACUACUA